Molecule: messenger RNA, 2525 nt
Organism: Aedes aegypti (yellow fever mosquito)
Lineage: Eukaryota; Metazoa; Arthropoda; Insecta; Diptera; Culicidae
Gene: Uvrag
Product: UV radiation resistance-associated gene protein
Exons: 6
Coding region: 273-2324 (683 amino acids)
Biological process (GO): SNARE complex assembly
Cellular component (GO): lytic vacuole; endosome
Molecular function (GO): SNARE binding
Source: RefSeq, a predicted model, not a curated record
AGCUGUCUGUCGUUCUCUUCGACGAUAUCGCUUUCAGAAAAGGCAGAAAAGCAACAAAAGAAAAUUGCAUCAAAAUUAUUGUAUUUUAAAAGUUUACUGUACUGCAAUUUGUUUUAUCAGUUUUAUUGAAAAGUUCGCAGUUUAACCUUCGUUAGAAGUACUAAUUUGUGAGGUGAAAAACUAUGCGAAUAAUAGUACAAAUCGUUAGCUGAUUGGUCGACAGCCGAAGACUUCAACUCGCAUUGUUCCAUAUUUCGGGAAAAUAUGAGAAAAUGUUCGACCGACCAAGAUGUCGUGAUUGGAGUCCACUAUCGACUCAACAACUCCGCCUGCGAAGUUUGAUACAAAUCUCCGGGCACAACAUCGUUUGUGACCAUCCCAAAUGUACCGUAUAUUUUACUCUACAUACGACUACAAUGUCGGCCCCAUUCUACACCAGCGAAAAACUAGAUAUCCAUAAUAACAUUAUAUGGCCGGAGAUAAACUGUCCGAUGACGGUAAAGUCUUCGUUGCGCUGCGUUUGUGUCCGAGUGUGGCAACAUAACACCCAAAGCCAGGAAGAGGCCAGUAGUCCGGAGAGUGAGGACAAACUUCUGUUUCUCUGGGGAAUUUAUUUCUCUGGAUUAGUUCCGUUGGCGCGACGAAGCGAGAAGCGACUCAAAGAGAAUACCUUAGUUUUUCAAAUGCAUGGUGGCUAUUUUACGUCGGCUGAGUACAUUUUGGAUGGUGAAGAACAGAACCGCUCAACGACGGUUCCUACAGCUAAAACACCAACAGCCGUCACCGAUAGCACCCAUUUAGGCUUACUUCCCAAUAACAACAAUGAUCCGCUCUGUGAUAAUAGCAGUAGUUCUCCUAGUUGGUAUUCUCCUAGUAGUGCAUUGAACAUGGAAUGUAAAAUGUCCAAAAUUGGCAGCGGCAUAUCCUCAUUGUCCUUUGGACCUCAGUUGCGCUCCAACUCUCCAGACGAACAAUCGCUUUUCAUGAUUAGGACAACUGUAAGCCCAACACCAACUGAAGUUGAGACAAACUUAAAAAUUCGAUACCUUCUAAUGGAAUUCUUCAAAUCCGAAGUUAGACCUAGCUACAACAUCCAACGGCUACUCGCAGUACAAGAACGACAACGCAGGAUACGAUACGAAAGCGAGAGUGCAAAAGAAUUGACCGAUCGUAUCUGCAUGAAAAGUGCGUAUUGUCUCAACUUGGAACUAUUUUCCGAUAAGCAGUUGGUUUACCGCUCCUCCAUUAGCACCCACCAAAAUCGAAGUGGCAUGGGCAAGCAGUUAAGCCGUUUGCUCUACCAGGAAAAGGAACCCCUAAAGCCAGAGAUACUUCUUAAAGCGCAAGAACUACGUCGGCAAAUCGAGCGGGCUCGAUUUCGGUGCCGAAUUUUAACACAGGAAAAAGAACGCAUACGGGGUAACAUUCGACAGCUGCAACAAAAGUUGACCCAAAUGAUCGACAACAACAUCGAAACCGAAUCGACUCUGAUGGAAAACUACCGGAAUUAUGGCAAGGAAAAGGAGAUUUUGUACCAGCAGAAGCUCGCCUAUGCCAACGAGAAGGAGUGCUAUCGCGAUCUAAGGGACAAGGUGUUGAUUGCACGACAUCGGCUAUUGAGAGGGCUGAACGAAAUCUACUGUAUAAAGAAGAACAACAAUGGAACGUGUACAAUUAACGAUAUCGCUCUACCAAAUGCCGAGUCGUAUACUGACGCAACUCCAGCGCUGGCGCUAAGUGUUGCCUUGGGCUAUGUUGCACAUGCUGUGAUGAUGUGUUCUUCAAUACUGAAUAUUCCACUAAGAAAUCCCAUCAAAUACGAAGGAUCUCGAUCGAAGAUGAUCGACUGCAUUAAACUUCUGCCAACGACUGACCGAGAGUUCCCACUCUAUAGUCGGUCGGGCCCCCCAACCAACGCUUUGCUGUACGCUGUGUUCCUCCUCAACCAGAACAUUUCCCAGUUGAAGUACUACCUAUGCUUAAGUCGUGGAGAUCCACGUGCAACGUUGGCAAACCUGUACGACAUUCUUAAUGUUCCAUCGAUCAACGUGUUGAGCCGCAGCAUCGAGGAACCCUUUCAAGCUGUCCAAACGAACAUAUCCGGCUCAUCAUCGGUAGACCUGGACGUGCCGGAUGCUUUCAACCAGCUGUCGGUCACUGAUUUGAAAGAAACCAAAUCUUUAUCUAGGAUAUCCCGAUCUGUCGAUACGUACAGCAAUUCAAGUCGAGACGAUGAAAAAAGGAACGGAAAAUUCGCUUCGGAUCCCAUUUUAGCCCAGGGACAACUGCAAGUGACCGGUUUCGAAAGGAAGAAAAAUAUUUAAAUCGGCUGCUCCGGGGUUGGUAAAAUAUAGUUUGACGAGUUUGAAUUCAAUUUUCUGUGUAUAUCACGUAGGAAAACGUUGGCGAAUUUAUUUAUCGGACUUAUUUAUUGAAAAUUGUGCAUUCAAAAUCCUCUGUUAAAUAUGUAGUCGUGUUAGCUCUAGUGGGACAUUUGAAUAUAAGUAGUUCGAACAAUAACUUUA